GACGAUUCAUGCUCGUCGAAACGAGCCUCCCUUCCCUCCUUCAUUGCAUAUGACUAUAUGAUACAAGCUUUAUGAACAUUGUUCCAACAGAAUUUACUCCCCUCACGCUCGCAAUCUUCUCAGGUUUAGCUCCGAUCUUAUCAAAGCUCAACCAAGCCGACCAUUUCUCAAUUAAGAGGCAUCACCUAUUAUAAGCUCAUGACUAUAAUUUAUCGGUUAGCGGUAACACUCGGUCACAUCCAUCCAUCAGCUCUCCCUUGAUUCUUGGCGUGCGUCAGUGAACGUGGAAGAGCGUCAGAUUCAUUUAUAGCUCACGCUCUCUCUCUGUGUCUCUCCUAGGUGUGCUGCGAUCAACUUGAGUUCCGAUCAUGGGGAAUUGUCAGGCGGCGGAGGCGGCGACGGUUGUGAUUCAGCAUCCUGGGAAUAAGAUCGAGAGGAUUUAUUGGUCGGUGAGCGCUCACCAGGUGAUGAACUCCAAUCCUGGUCACUACGUUGCUCUCGUUGUUACUUCGCCCACUCUCAAGUCCGAGAAUGGCGCGCCAUUGAAGCAGCUCAAACUUCUCCGACCCGACGAUACUCUGCUUAUGGGCCAGGUUUAUCGCUUGAUCAGUUUUGAAGAUGUAUUAAAGGAGCUGUCUGCAAAAAAAUGCGUUAAACUCGGGAAACUGCUGAAGGACAGAGGCGGUCUUGGCGUUCACAUCAAACACAGGGACUCCAGAGCACCAAAUCCGAGUCCGAGUUCGAGACCCGAUUUUGCUCCCUUGAAGGUGGAACAGGAGAUUCACCGAAUGGGAAGCAAUGGCAGUGGUAGCAGCAGUCACAAAGUUGUGGGAAGACAACAUGGUGGUGGUGGGGGGCAAUGGAGGCCAGCCUUACAGAGCAUUGCAGAAGUUGGAACUUGAACGCACUAUUCGGCCCUCAACAAAUUACAAGCCGCAAACCAACCUUUCUUUUCACUCUUUCCAAUACCAUCAUACAGUAAUAUGCGUCCUUAAUUCUUAGAAUUUUCCUGAUAUAAUAGGGUGGUUUAUGAUGUAGCUUUCUUUGGAAUGACACGUUUACUUCUUAGCUUUACAUAUCAGCCCCUAACGGCCUAACCCAAUUAGUGUCGUACGUGUAAUAGCAAUUACCUUUCCGUCUGUGAAAUAUUGUCGUUGUUCUCUUUUGUUGAAGUGUAGAAGUUUGCUUGGUAAUUUGAUAGUGAACUGGUUCUUGGAACGUGGA
Molecule: messenger RNA, 1224 nt
Organism: Neltuma alba
Lineage: Eukaryota; Viridiplantae; Streptophyta; Magnoliopsida; Fabales; Fabaceae
Exons: 4
Coding region: 369-902 (177 amino acids)
Source: RefSeq, a predicted model, not a curated record